AUGCACAGCUUCAGCCUCAUUACAAUCGUGGCCGCAGUCGCCGGCCUGGCACAACCCGCCAUCGCCACCUACCAAACAGACAAGGGAGCACAAAUCAACUUCUACACCGACAAAAGCUGCACCAAGUACGCCGGCGAGGCGGCCUGCUGGUGGAGCAAAUCGCCACUCAUCGGUCGGAUGGUCAACGGCGGCCAGGAGGCCGAGUGCUUCCAACUGAACAUGCCCGGAAACUCUCUGUCGAUCAACACCGCAAACAUCUGGUCCAAGGCUGGGGGGCAAACUAGGGGCAACUGCUACCUGUUUGACGACUAUAACUGCAAGGGGAACUCUGUUACGUCAAACUACGUCCCGGGUUCUGGUACUUGCUUCGGUUCAAGGAGUAAGGAUGGGUGGCUGUGGAAGAGUGCUUCUUGCGCGUCCGUCUAA
Clonostachys rhizophaga is the source of this 426-nucleotide messenger RNA. Lineage: Eukaryota; Fungi; Ascomycota; Sordariomycetes; Hypocreales; Bionectriaceae. The record is from the annotation of a GenBank genome assembly.